CAGUAGUUAAAUAAUCGAUAUAACACCCGCCAAAAUGUGUGCCUGUGUACAUGAAAGUGUCGCGUUUGUUGAUUGUUGAUGGUUUGGUGUUUUUACCCGAACAAGCAGUGAAUAGAGAAUAUUCAGAGUGGAAAUAUAGCUGCUGAGUUUUUCUAGACAAAUAAUUAUCCGAAGAUGCCACCCAACAGAAGACCGAUGAGAUAUGCUCACGCUGAUGGCCACACAGACGUCUGCUAUUCUCAGGAUGGCAAAUACAUUCUGACUUGUGGAAGUGACGGCGAUGUUCGUAUAUGGGCGGGACUUGAAGACGACGACUCGACGUCACAGUGUGUUGGUGAGAAAGCCUUGGCUGUCACACAGAAGGGCAGCUAUUUUUAUGUUGGAACAGACAAUAAUAAUGUUCAGGCAUAUACCUUCCCAGAUGCGAACAGAGACCAGAUUGUUACAAGAUUUUCUGCUCCUGUGACCCAUGUAGCUGUUAGUGAAAAUGGGAAGAAAGUCUUUUCUGGGUCAUUUGACACGGAGAUACACAUCACAGAUUUGGACACGUCUCAGUCACAGGUAUUGAGUGGGCACACUGCACCUGUUCUCUCUGUUGCAGUCGACCCAGCAGAAAAAUAUUUGGUAUCUUCAAGCUGUGAUGGAACAGCAAGAGUGUGGUCCCUGGAUACACUAGAGACAGAGUACACUUGGCAGUGUAUUCCGGUGAGCAAUUCUUUCUACACAACAGAGGUACUCUGUCGACCAUCUUGGCAGCCUACCUCUGGCCGUUAUUUGGCCUUACCUGAGGAUCGUAAUGUACGACUGUAUGAGCGUGCAUCCUGGCGAAAGGUGGCGUCACUGGGAGAUGAGAAGGCGAGAAAGGCUUUUUCAAUCUGCGCUUUCUCACCUUGUGGCCAGUAUAUCGCAGGAGCUACAACAGGUGGUGACAUAUGUAUCUGGAAUGUCAAUAGUCAGUCCAAAGUUGUAAUAGUGCAGCAUGAUCAGACUGUGUGCAUAUGUGGACUGGUGUGGAACCCUUUGAGCAAUGGAGAAAUAGCCUACUGUGAUUUCACUGGUCAGCUGGGCACAGUGGAGGACUGCCUACCAGUGGAAGAAGCUAAGGUUACAGAAAUCGUUAAUGGUAUACCUGCUAUUGACAGGGUAUUUGAGAAUGAAGAAGAAGAUGAUGCGGAGAACGUAUUCUCUCUUGAGAAGAUAAAAGCAUCUGUUGCUGUACCAACACAAGAAGGCAGUACCCUAGGAGAUGAAUUAGAUAUACCUGAUGCUUUAGAUGAUGAAGACGAUAUCGAGAGCAAGAAAAGUACUCUUGCGAAGGCUGAUCUGCUAGAUGUUGUUUGUGAAGUUCAAGCACCUUUCCAACCAUCGUCAUCUCCAGUCCAUCUUCAGCAUAGAUAUAUGGUAUGGAACUCUGUUGGUAUUGUUCGUUGCCAUGACACAGAAGAAGAAAAUUCAAUUGAUGUGGAGUUCCAUGAUACAUCAGUUCACCAUUCAAUACACAUGCCCAACUUCCUGAAGCACACACUUGCAGCCUUGACUGAAGAAAUACUUGUACUAGCUUGUGAAGCUCAGGAAGAAUCCAGCAGCAAGGUGGUGUGCGUGUUGCUGUCUUCGUGGGAUGGAUCUCGAGAGUGGACAGUUGAGAUGCCUGCUGGGGAGGAAGUGCUGGCUGUUGCUGCAGGACAAGGCUGGCUGGCAGCUGCUACUGACAUUCGCAACCUGAGGCUGUUCACAUCAGCAGGCACACAGAGGGAGGUGGUAUCACUGCCAGGUCCUGUGGUGUGCCUCGCCGGAAGGCAGAAGCAGCUGAUGGUUGUCUGUCAUGGAGGAGCUGGAUUGAUAUUUUCAUUGAUAGCUGUGAGGGAUAAUGUUGUAACAACAGUCUCUGCAUAUGAGCAGCUGCCACUUGCUCCAAAGGCACAGCUGCACUGGGUAGGUUUCACUGAUGAAGGUACUCCCUGCACCACAGAUUCAGCUGGAGUUGUACGUUUCCUUUCUCGUAAAGGAUAUUGGAGUCCUGUUUGUGAUACAUCUUCCCAGACUAGUGGCAAGUCAGACCAUUACUUUGUGCUGGGUGUGAGUGAACGGUACCAGAACGUGAGAUGUGUGCUGUGUAAGGGAGCCAGGUACCCGCCUACUGUGCCACGGCCAGCUGUUGUGGAACUGUCCUUAAAGAUCCCACUCUGUGAAGAAGCAACUGAAAAGGCUGGACUAGAAGAAAAAUUUUGGCGAUCUCAGCUACUUUUGGGUGGUGUAGAAGCCUUAAGUAGAACUGAUGACAACUACUUGAAUGAAAAAGAUGCAAUUGAAACUACUAUAAAGGAGACCAUCAUCAAGUUAUUUGCUCUUGCCUGCAAGAGUGGUCUGGAACAACGAGCAGCUGAACUUGGAGCAUUGAUGCCAUCUCAGCAAGUUCUUCAGUUAGCCAUGAAAUAUGCUACCAAAGUGGGCAAGCAUCAUCUUGCUGAUCGCCUUUCUGAGGAUGCUGCUAAACGUGAACGUGAGCGCCUCACACCGGAGAUUACUGCCAUCAUGUCGGGGAGUGGUGCAUCUCACAAGAGGUAUGUCUUGGAGUCUUCAGAGAGCCAGAAUGGAUGGUCUAGCUCAAAUGGGGAUGCCGUUACAGAUGAUUACGAUCCAUUCGCAAGCACCCCAACAAAUAAUGCCACACCCGAACAUGGAAACCUUCUUCUGGCUGCUAAGCAAAGAAAGAAUAGUGUGCCUGAAAUCCGGCCGACAUUGUCUCUUAGCCAACGGAAACACAACCCAUUCAGAAAAAAUGCUGAACGACGAGAAAUUGGCAAGGGCUUAGAGAAUAUGAAUAAUGCUUUCCUUGAAAAACAAAAUUCCAAGAACAAACAAAAUUCCACAGAAACAGCACAACCAACUGUGAAGACAAAACAAACAAAACUGAUGAGCAAGCCUUCAAAUGCCCAAGAACCUGCUAGUAAGAGUCCACUUCCUUUCGUCCAGUGGUUCCAGAAGGAAAGGCCAGCAAUGCAGGAAGAGUUCCCGGAUAUGAAUUCCUCCGAGUUGACGAGAGAGGCUAUGAAGCGAUACAAGGAAGUGAGACAGAAACAAAAAGAACAACAACAAGAACAGAAUGGUGAAUGUGUGCAGAAGUUAGGUUCCUUUGAGAACUGGUUUGAGGAAGAGAAGAGUAAUUUGCAGAAGGAAUUUCCAGGUGUGACACAACAAGAGUUAGCAACUGAGGGUCUUAAAAGAUAUCGAGACCUACUGCAGAAGAAGAGGAGGGAAGAAAAAGAAAAGGAGGCAGCUAGCAAGUCUGACUACUCUGAAAGUGUAGAAGUCGGAAGUGAAAGUAAAAAGAGAAAGGCCCAGGAGGAGGCAGGAUCACAAGACAAAGUGGCAAAAAUACUAUCAUCAGACAUUGCACAGUUUGCUUUCAAGAAGUCAUAAUGGUUUCUCAUAGCACAUUUUUUUAAAUCAUUGUGUGUAUAUAUCUUGAAAUGUCCUUGUAUCAGGGAUGUUUACUGCCCGCUCUUUCGUCACUGUUGAAUCAACAGAUUUUUCAUAUUUCACUUGAAAAGAGAACAUUGAUGAACUUUUGUACCAAGAUAUUUUUUAUGUGGAGAAAGAAUGAAAGUGACAUUUGAGAAAAUUAAUUGUAGUUUCUAUCAUGAGAACAAAAAUGCUAACAGUAUGACAAUAUAAUGUGUCUUUAGUAAUAUUGUGGACAGUUUUAUCCCCAUUUUCAUGAAAUUUAAAGUUGCUUUAAAGCACAGAUUUAUGUCUCUAGAAAAUUAAAAUUUUAAGAGUUAAAUAUGGGAGACUGGCACUUCCUUAUAAUGCUUUACAGCACUUGACUGAUCUUCACAAGACGUACUGGAUGACAUUGAGCACUGUGCAACAAUGAAGGUUUCUAGUCAUUCCUUCACAUUUUGUGUUCUAUAGGAAAUUUUAAUGUAACUAUUAUAAUAGUCUGACUUUCUUUGCGUCUUUAUAAGAAAUUAUAUUAAUAGCACAUUUGUACUGUUGGGAAUGUUAUCAAUAAAGGUGAAAGUAGAUAAAAAAAAUUAGUAGCCCUCAGGGAAUAAUCUACUGCAGGAAAGCCCAAGUUUCUAUUUUCAGAACGUGCACCUCAUAAAUUUAUAUAAAUGGUCACAUAAGUAUUUUACUUCUCUAAUGUUGGAAAAUACAGGAUGGAAUAAUGUCAAUAUUAUGAAAAGGAUAGUUGCUACUCUCUCCGUAUAGCAGAGAUGCUAGUCACAGAUGGACACAACAAAAAGACUGUCAGAAUGUAAGCUUUCGGCCAACAAGGCUUCAUUGCGCAUGCUCACACACACACACACACACACAGAG
Messenger RNA from Schistocerca cancellata (South American locust), 4323 nucleotides. RefSeq names its product WD repeat and HMG-box DNA-binding protein 1 (gene Ctf4). Lineage: Eukaryota; Metazoa; Arthropoda; Insecta; Orthoptera; Acrididae. The transcript has 19 exons. The record is from RefSeq and is a predicted model, not a curated record. Bases 175 to 3420 code for a protein of 1081 amino acids. Gene Ontology annotation, molecular function: chromatin binding; protein binding. Gene Ontology annotation, cellular component: nuclear replication fork. Gene Ontology annotation, biological process: DNA repair; DNA-templated DNA replication; mitotic cell cycle.